Molecule: messenger RNA, 2519 nt
Organism: Clarias gariepinus (North African catfish)
Lineage: Eukaryota; Metazoa; Chordata; Actinopteri; Siluriformes; Clariidae
Gene: frs2b
Product: fibroblast growth factor receptor substrate 2b
Exons: 7
Coding region: 593-2128 (511 amino acids)
Biological process (GO): cell surface receptor protein tyrosine kinase signaling pathway
Cellular component (GO): cell-cell junction; cytoplasm
Source: RefSeq, a predicted model, not a curated record
CCCCAGCUAGCUCAGCGGCUAACACAACAUCGACUGGCAUCAAAACUUCAGCGGCUGUUGGAUUAACGGGAGAAUAACGUGAAUAAUCCGCCCGGUGAUGGCCAGCCUGGGGUUUUUCCGCUCCGUGUAGCGACCGGCUAUGGACCUACGAGGCGGGAAGCCGGCGCGCGCGCUUAGGAGUGAGAUAAAUCCGUGUGUGAGUGUGUGGAACAUUAGUUAGCUUUGGCGGCUAGCAGUUUUUUUUUUUUUUUUUUGGCGCUCGGGCUGAGUUUGAGCUGUGCCGUGAUUGAGCGUUAGCUUAGCUACCAGGCUAACGGCUAAGCUGCCUGUGGAGGAGUCUCUCGGGCUCCGUGCGUUAGCUUAGCCUGCUAGCUUCAACUCCACAGCGCGGAGUUAUUUACUUUUACUGACUUAAAUCACUUUUAUUAAAGGAAGGGGAAAAAACACACACAUUGGAUUGAAGGCAGCAAAUCUGUUCACUCAUUAUCAUCAUCCUCCUCACUGAUGAAGAAUGAAUGUGUGUGUGGUGCUGGGGACUGAAUCAGGAACCCUGAUGGCUGGAUCUGGGUAUCAAAUGGUUGUGUGAAGAACCAUGGGAAGCUGCUGGAGCUGUCCAGAUAAAGAAUCCAUACCUGACAAUCACCAGAGCAAGUUCAAGGUGGUGAACGUUGACGAUGACGGUAACGAGCUCGGGGCUGGGAUCAUGGAGCUGACCGAGGACGAACUCGUUCUCCGCACACACAAGUGUGACGCAGUCAGAUGGCCUUACCUGUGCCUCCGUCGCUAUGGUUACGACUCCAAUCUCUUCUCCUUCGAGAGCGGGCGCCGCUGUCAGACCGGGCAAGGAAUCUUUGCGUUUAAGUGUGCUCGAGCGGAGGAGAUUUUUAACAUGCUGCAGGACAUCAUGCACAACAACAGCAUCAGCGUGGUGGAGGAGCCCGUGUUCGAACCUGCGCUCACGCACACGCAGGUCGAGCCAGAUGUUCCGCAAACACCUCGUACUCCCACAGGUGGCGCUCUUCCUGUGUUACCCAAUGGGAGCCUACGGUACCCAUCACUAGGUGACGCCUCCUCCCACCCCUCCAGUAGACACCCCUCGGUGGGCAGUGCCCGCCUGCCGUCUGUGGGAGAAGAGUCCACUCACCCGCUGCUGAUGCCCGACGACAGCAUACGGGGGCACACGUAUGUAAACACUACAGGCCUCCUUGAGGAUCAGCAUUCAGGGGCAGGUCACGGAGAAACACCUGCCCCCCACAGCCCCGCCCCUGAAGGGGAGGAGCCGGUGCAGGCCCCAGACCCUGGUCCUCGUGUACAGCUGGAGCGUGAGGGCGUGAGGUUUGUGCUCGGGCCGACGCCCGUGCAGAGGCAGCUCAUGGCAAGGGAGAGGCAGCAAGACGGGGGUGUGACAUCUGGCUCCGCCCUCAACUCGUCUAACGGCGUCGUGGCUGUCACAGAGGUAGUUCCAGAGCACUCGAACGGUCCUGUAUUCGGCCCCUCGCGGCGCAGGCCCCGCCCCCCACCUCUCAGCCCCGAUGCUAACGUGAACAACUCGGCUCAGCGCAGGACGGCGCUGCUGGACUAUGAGAACCUCCCCUCGCUCCCGCCACUGAGGGAGGACCCCAAGGCAGGUGACGAGGACGAGGAUCAGGACGAGGCCGCCAGGACCAAGACGCAGCCUCCCAACGGUUACCACAGCGCCGACUCCACCCACCUCUACAUCAACACAGAGAAUGUCGCAGCGGCCAUGUGGCCGGAUUCGGCGCCUCUGAGUGCGGGAUGGGCGGAGGCUGUGCCACUCAGCGCCGGGAGGGUGGAAUCAGGGCGUUUCAGCGUGUUUAACUUUGACCUGCGGCGGCCGUGUGAGCCGCACACGCUCAACUACAUAGAGGUGGAAAUGGACCCGGGCUCGGACUGCAGUACGCCCAGGACGCCCCACACGCCCGCCUCACCGCGCCCUCCUACACCCACCACUGCCCCGGCCACAGCCACACCCACACGCAGGACCGAACUGUAUGCAGUGAUCGACGUGGAGCGCACGGCAGCCAUGUCGAACCUGCAGAGAGCACAGCCUCGUUACGACGGUACGUCCAGGAAAACCAGGCACAAUAGUGUCGACCUGCCCAUGUAACCCCACCCAUUCCACCUGACUUGCCCCGCCCAACACUCCCCCCCCUCCCUCUAAGACUUUUUAAGAAUCUUCUAAAAGGCACUCGGCAGAUUUGGAACGCUGUGGUUUUAUUAUUGAUGUUGCUCGGCCAUGCGCCUGACCUUUCUGACCUUCAGCACACGGCUGGACUGCGGUCUGUGCCCAUUCCAUACAGAUCAGUAUUACUGAUGGAGCAUUCCUCUUUCUGUUUGUGUUCUUUUUUUUUGUGUAACUUUUGUAUUGAAAUGACACUACAGGUUGUUUAUAAUUUCAGUAUCCAGGGACUUUUACGGUACACGACAGCUGCCCUCUUGCUGACUACAUUUAGAUUUCACUACAGCACAAUAAAAGACUUUAUUUUGUUCGAUUUCUA